Diaporthe citri is the source of this 192-nucleotide messenger RNA. RefSeq lists its product as uncharacterized. Lineage: Eukaryota; Fungi; Ascomycota; Sordariomycetes; Diaporthales; Diaporthaceae. The coding region runs from base 1 to 192 and encodes 63 amino acids. The transcript is spliced from 2 exons. The record is from RefSeq and is a predicted model, not a curated record.
AUGGUUGCAGGCGCCGGCCUGGAAAUGACGGCCAGUGGAGGAGGGCCCAGGGAGGAGGGCGAGGAGGAGGAGGACGAGGAGGAGGAGGACGAGGAGGAGGAGGACGGGCUCGGGGCGGGAGCACGGACACGCUGGGGUCCGCCGGCAGGGACGAGCGUGCACGGAGUAGGAGAAUUGUGUUCCAUCUAUUAG